Molecule: messenger RNA, 339 nt
Organism: Papilio polytes (common Mormon)
Lineage: Eukaryota; Metazoa; Arthropoda; Insecta; Lepidoptera; Papilionidae
Gene: Tbca
Product: tubulin-specific chaperone A
Exons: 2
Coding region: 1-339 (112 amino acids)
Biological process (GO): tubulin complex assembly; post-chaperonin tubulin folding pathway
Cellular component (GO): cytosol; microtubule cytoskeleton
Molecular function (GO): beta-tubulin binding
Source: RefSeq, a predicted model, not a curated record
AUGGCAGAUCCCAGAAUUAGACAAAUCAAAAUCAAAACUGGCGUCGUCAAGCGUAUAGCUAAAGAAAAGAGUUUGUACGAAAAAGAGGCUGAACAACAAAAGAAUAAGGUACAAAAAUUGAAGGACGAAGGCCAAGACGAACACGAUAUAAGGAAGCAAGAAGAAGUACUUCAGGAAUCGCUGAUGAUGGUACCUGAUUGUCAACGAAGAUUAUUAAAAGCACAUGCAGAUUUGAAGUCAAUAUUAGAAAGCGAACAAGACUUGAAAGAAAACGAAGAUUAUAUUACCGCAGAGCAAGUGCUUAAAGAGGCAGAAAACCAACUCCCUGAGUCGGCAUAA